Messenger RNA from Carassius carassius (crucian carp), 971 nucleotides. RefSeq lists its product as uncharacterized. The coding region runs from base 99 to 971 and encodes 290 amino acids. Lineage: Eukaryota; Metazoa; Chordata; Actinopteri; Cypriniformes; Cyprinidae. The record is from RefSeq and is a predicted model, not a curated record. The transcript has 5 exons.
CAGCUCCCGUCGUUCACCUACAAGAGCCGGCUCUUAGAGUCGACUCAUUCGCGAACGACCCAUCACUAAUUCAUACUGUACAUCCUCAAAGUUUUAAGAUGCCACGAGGGUCAACAAUAACAACCUGUGUGGGCUGCAAAGCAGCUAUUGGUGUGGCCACCAAGACCUGCAAAUAUUGCCAGUCUGUACAGCCAAGAAAGCAAAGACUGGCAAAAAAACUUAAGAAAUUUGAGGACAGAAAGGAGACGUGGUUAAAAAACCAAAACAAAAACCAAACCACCUCUCAUGUUAUUGAUGAGGCAUCUGUCUUGGUCGAAAAGUUAAACAUAUUGGGGUACAAGGCCAUAGUCUUCAUUGGAAAGAAAACAAAGAAGCAGAAAACCUGGUCCGCACAAGUCCUCCAGCCAAAAUGGCAGCUAUCAGACCAGUCUGAAAAAUGCCUUGACAGGAUGAAGGCUCUUUAUGAACUGUUAAUUAAUGGUUGUACUAACCAGCAGCCCCCCACCGGUCCUCCCAUCCAGUCCACCACCAGUCCUCCUCCUCCUCCCAUCCAGUCCACCAUCCAGCCCAUCACCAGUCCUCCUCCCAUCCAACCCAUCACCAGUCCUCCUCCCAUCCAGCCCAUCACCUGUCCUCCUCCCAUCCAGCCCAUCACCAGUCCUCCUCCCAUCCAACCCAUCACCAGUCCUCCUCCCAUCCAGCCCAUCACCUGUCCUCCUCCCAUCCAGCCCAUCACCAGUCCUCCUCCCAUCCAGCCCAUCACCAGUCCUCCUCCCAUCCAGCCCAUCACCAGUCCUCCUCCCAUCCAACCCAUCACCAGUCCUCCUCCCAUUCAGUCCAUCACCAGUCCUCCUCCCAUCCAGUCCACCAUCCAGUCCAUCACCAGUCCUCCUCCCAUCCAGUCCACCAUCCAGUCCAUCACCAGUGGUUGUUAUAGCGAAUACAACCACGACAGGCUGAUCGGGACUUGA